This is a messenger RNA of Colletotrichum navitas, 1524 nucleotides long. RefSeq lists its product as uncharacterized. The record is from RefSeq and is a predicted model, not a curated record. Bases 128 to 1192 code for a protein of 354 amino acids. NCBI's taxonomy places the organism in Eukaryota, Fungi, Ascomycota, Sordariomycetes, Glomerellales, Glomerellaceae. The transcript has a single exon.
GCAUGGUGCGUGUCUGUAAUCGAGUAAAAGACAUAAUAGAGUCUCACCAAACUAGCAAAGACCACAUUGCUUCAAAAUCACAUCGCCAUCUAUCCCUCUGUUGUGCUCCAGUUCCCAUAGACUCACCAUGGUGCUCACCAAGUCUCUCCUGACGGCCAUCGUCUUGGCAGCCCAGAAUAUCGCCAACGCUGAAGAAGCUGCCUUGGAGGUUCAGCUUCCCGAGAGUCCUCCCAGGACCGUCACCGGAGAGCAGGGGUGCUACACCGACUUCGCGGAGCGGAAGCGCGACAGUGUCCCAACGUACUCUCGCCUGUACUCGUAUACCUUUCCCGUCACCGAAUACACCUACACCACGCCGACAACAAGCACCAUAACCGUCACCCCCACCAUAUCCGCCGAGGGCGUUGUCACAAUCACAUCAACCGUCACCACCACUACGCACGUCUCAUCGUUCAGUACCGUCACUGUCGAGGCGCCAACGGGUUUCACGCCCAUCUCCGCCGCCAGCGCCAGAACUGGCGGCGCCUAUGGCCGCUUGGGGUCUCUAGACGAAGCUCUCAUCUCACCGGCAGAUGCGGACCACAGCUUCGGCAACAGCCUGAGCGGCGACGAGGAAGGCAGACGCACAGUCAGGCCUUUCCUCUGGCCGCAGGCAGUUGUCUGCGAGAAAGUCGUUCGUGUCUUCACGACCACCACUUCCACGAUCACGGUAACCCGGGCCGCCACUACCACGACAACCCUCCCGGGCCCGACCCAGCAGACUACCGUGGCGACGACGACGACGACAACGACAACCUCCACGAUCACCGAGGUCGCCGCCAACCCGACACGGACCGUCUACGAGGCCUGCCAGACCAACAAUGUGCAGGCGUACCACGGCCAGCCGCGGUCGUACUUCGUCGAGGCUCUCUACUACUGGCCCGUCACAAGUGAGGAGCGUCGCACGGACACUCCAGAGAACUGCUGUGUCGCAUGCCAAACGACGCCUGACUGCAGCGGCAGCCUGUAUCAUCUCUUCUCUGGAACUUGCUACAUAUUCAAGACCAGGGACGAACGGAGGCAGUGUAAGCCCCCGCUUAAGCUGCGUUCUCAGACGAACAUCACCACGAAUGGCAUAUUUUGGGCCAGCAACGGCAGGUGUGGAUCGUGGAGGAUUACUGAGGAGGAGCCGGGCUCGUCUACAGAGUGGUAGGUCGCGGAGAGGGACUGUGCCUUGCUGAUGAAUAGAUGCCGUGUAUCGGGUUGUACCGUCGUCGAUGGCUUCUUUCUGUUUUGUCACGCGAAGCCAGCCUUAAGGCAUGUAGCACAAUACGAAGAAGGGAAGCAUGGCAUUUCCACGGAUGACAGUGAGAAAGGUUUCUUCCACGUCUGACCGUAGCGAUUUCUUAAUGUGGAAGGUGGAUAUUGAAAGCGAGUGCGAGAAGUCUUCGUUAGCAUUAGGACAUAAUAAUGUCGGCGGUUGCGGUCUCGGCGCAGGACAGUUAAAAAGUCUGGUACUGAUAAAGAUUGAUUGCAUCUCUGCAC